Molecule: messenger RNA, 923 nt
Organism: Arachis ipaensis
Lineage: Eukaryota; Viridiplantae; Streptophyta; Magnoliopsida; Fabales; Fabaceae
Product: CASP-like protein 2A2
Source: RefSeq, a predicted model, not a curated record
CAGUAGUAUUUGGUAUGGUAUAUGGAUGGAUUCAUGGAUAUAUAUGAAGGUGUGACAGAAGUAUAGUGUUAUUAUAACUCACCCAAACUAAAUAAUUUAUCAUAUAUAAUUCAUAAGGGUAUAACCAAGCACAAGAAAUAGUAGAGCAGAGAUGGAGAAGAAAGAAAAUGCAGCAGCAUCUCCUAUGGGAAUGGGAGGAGUAUCUAGCAGGGACGAAGAGGUAGCAUGCAACUCCACCACCAUGCGUGCUUCUGAGACCUGCCUCCGUCUUCUUUCCAUUCCUCUAUGCGUCUCUGCAUUACUCCUUAUGCUUAAAAACUCUCAACAAAAUGAAUAUGGAUCCGUCGCCUACACUGAUAUUGCAGCUUUCAGGUAUUUGGUGAAUGUGAAUGGCAUAUGUGCAGGUUACUCACUGCUUUCAGCACUAUUCAUUGCUGCUAUGCCUCGCCAUUAUUCCACUAUAUCUCGUGCUUGGACUUUCUUCUUCCUUGACCAGGUGGUAACAUACAUGAUUGUGGUGGGUGGAGCCAUGUCAACAGAGGUGCUGUACCUGGCCGAGUAUGGAGGCGCUGCAACAACAUGGAGCUCUGCAUGUGGCUCUUUUGGUAGAUUCUGUCACAAGCUCACAGCAUCCAUAGCCAUCACAUAUGCUUCUGUAGGUUGCUAUGUGUUGCUGUCACUCAUGUCUUCCUACAAACUAUUCACCAACUAUGAUGCGCCACCUAUAAGGAGCCCCAUUACUGCCAUUCACAUUGUGGCUUUCCAUGCCUCGCCCAAUUAGUCAAUUAAUUUCGUUAUUUCAUGUAGUAUCGAGUAUGUGCUACAAAUCUAGAAUGUGCCAGUCAAUAAGCAAAUAACUUGGGUCAUACUUUAUGAAGUUUUCCAGCUCUUAUAACAAUCAAAAGUUAUUAUCAAAUCUUAUA